UUAUUCGUGGCUACAUAAGGAAGUGGUGCCUCGCGUCUUGAACCACCAGGAUUUGAAGAAAGCACUCGGUUACGUGAAAGGAAGGAGGUGCAGGUGCUUGUUUUCCAUGUAACCAGGUGACAGGAGAGCAUGGGCAAAUAAACUACCUGCAAGAGAGAAAAAAGAGCGAGAGUGUGAGUGAGCAGCAGCCAGAGAGAUCCACCGUGCUGGAUAUGAGUUUUGAUUCUGAAGUGAUAACAUGAUCUCGUCUACCUGGCUCUGAUCUCCGAAUGAUGACCGGUCUGGGUGGGAUCAGAACUUCCUUGGUAACCUGAAGCUCUUACACGACUUCACCGAUAUGACAUACCUGGCUCACACGGCCCAUGCCCAGCUCUGUGCCCUCUGGUUGAGCUGCAUGGGCUGGACCCUCACGGUUGUGGCCAUGGGACUCAUCCAGUGGAGGGUUUGGCAUGUGUCUGACAUCAAGGUCAUCAACUCUGGGGUGGCCUGGGUUGGCAUCUGGAGGGCCUGCUUCAACAGCCACACCCUGGUGACACCCAGCUUUAGGGUUAUGCACUGCCAGUUCAUCAGCCUGACCGAGGCCUUCACACCCCCGGAGAUCGUGGCAGGUCAGGUCCUCAUGCUCCUGUCUCUGCUCGUGGGGCUUUGUGGAAACGCUGGUGGAGUUUAUUCCCUGAGAAAUGUCUACUUUGGGAUGGAGAAGAACUCCCCGAUUCGUUUGGCGUUCUUUAUCUCUGGUGUGCUGUGUCUUUUGGCAUCAGUGAUGGCACUGAUACCUCUCCUGUGGAACAUAAGCUCAGUGGUUACCAAUCAGACCAUAAAGUUUCCCCCUGAGUUUAAAAUGCCCCCAGCUCCUGAUUCUCAACAGGUGGGGCAAGGCAUCGGGGUUGGGUUAGUGGGGAGCGUCCUGUUGAUAGUCUCUGGGAUUGUUUUCUGUACCUACAGGUUACCUGUGAGGUCACAGCCUACAAGCCAGCAGACUUUGAGGGAAGAAGUGAACCUGGACUGCUCUUCACCCGCAAAAUCUGGGACUGAUAUGGUGUUAACAAGCGUCACAAGUAAAGAUAAUCCAGCGUUUGAGUCUCAUGAAGACGUGUGAUUAGGCUAACUCGUGUUUGAAUGAGAAAAACAGAACAGAGAACAAUCAUCUGAUGCACGCUUUUCCUUCAGAAAAUUAAGAUUGCACUGAAAAAUAACGAAAUGCUGUUUACAAAAAAUAUUAUCAAUGGUAUGUAUUUUUUUAAGUUUAUGUAUGAAGUUUUUAAAAAAUACAAAUAACUGACGUGUUGAUAUAUCAUCCAUUAUAACUUUAAGAUAUAAACUCAUGCAAAUUAAUUACAUCUAUAAGUGUAUUUGGAUGGCUAAUUCAAUAUUCAAAGUAUUCAAAUAAAGUGUGCACCCUACAUGAAAGAACAUUUUUACAUCAAUGCAAAUAAAGUAUGAUGCAGCAGGAAAUGUUCACUAUGAGCCACCUCUUCAUCAGGUUGCAUCACACGAGGUAUACUGUCAUGAAUGUUAAAUUAACUAAUAUAUCAUAAAUAUACAUUCAUUCUUUUUAACAACUGUUGGCAUAACGCUGCAUGACUUUACAGUUAUGUGUGAUAAAGUGAAACUGAAGCUGUUUCUACAAAGUCUAGAAAGUUUAUACAAUAACAUGUAUUGCCUCUGACUUCAAUAAUUCAAUUUUUUUUUUAAAUGCUGUGUUUUAUCUUUUUUUUUUAAAUAAAAGAAAACAUUCAUGUAAGAAAAAAACUGUUGUCUAGUUAUAAUCUCUGCUGGAUGUGGACACACAACUUUAUCCAAGGGACUUAAAUUAAAGAUAUGAGAGGAAAUCCACAAUAAAAUUAACAAAUUCCUUUUUCUUUUCUUAAAUAUUUUAUUCAAAAAAAGCAAAAAGAUCAUCUCGAGAAUUUCAAACCAUCUGUAUCAAUGUUCCUCUGAUAGUGAACAGUUCCUUCCCCUCACUGAGAUCAGUGGUGUGGCUCAAAUCACCUGCUGUUCACUGACGCAUGAUGGAAAAAUGAUAACAGUCAGGUUGAGAAAGUCAAAUUCAGAAAAUGUUUAACCUUUAAGGACAAUUGUAAUGUUUAUUUUAUUAUACACACCUCUGGAAGUGACACUUAAAGACAAUAGCAAUUAUUACUAAAGUGCUACUAAAUUUGACUAAGGAAAGGAUCAUUAAAUUAUUUAUUUUGAUCCUUUUCUAAGAGUGUGUGUGCGUGUGUGUGUGUGUGGGGGGGGGGGGUCAUAUAUGGCAGUAGAGAAAGCUAAUAGUGUCCCAGAGGUGCAGCUCAACUAUUGUCCUUGGCAGAUUUAACCUGACGUUUUGAGUGUUUGUGAGGAAUGAAACAACCACGCUGUCACACGUCCACAUUUGUAGUUGGUUAUUCCAUUCUUCAGGAGUGAAGCAUCUGAUCAUGCAAGCAUCUAUGUUUCUUAUUUACGGUCCCAUUCUAAUUACAAAGAUGACACAGUUUGGGGCUGUUCUUUUGAGGAACUUCUUACAGUACACAGACUAAGAGUUCAUUCCAAAAAGAAAA
Labrus mixtus (cuckoo wrasse) is the source of this 2540-nucleotide messenger RNA. RefSeq names its product claudin-34-like. Gene Ontology annotation, biological process: bicellular tight junction assembly; cell adhesion. The transcript is spliced from 2 exons. Lineage: Eukaryota; Metazoa; Chordata; Actinopteri; Labriformes; Labridae. Gene Ontology annotation, cellular component: bicellular tight junction; plasma membrane. Bases 338 to 1099 code for a protein of 253 amino acids. The record is from RefSeq and is a predicted model, not a curated record. Gene Ontology annotation, molecular function: structural molecule activity.